AUGACACCCCCACUAAAAGUCCUCAUCUGUGGAAGUGGCUGUGCCGGCCCAGCACUUGUCUACUGGCUCACGCGGCUGGGCCACCGUGUGACAGUGGUAGAGCGAUACUCCACACUACGAGCAACAGGCGCACAAAUCGACCUGCGCGCGCAAGGGAUCGACGUGGUCAAGCGCAUGGGGCUAUUAGAGAACGUGCGCGACAAGCUCGUCGAUGAAGAGGGCAUGCGAUUCGUGGACUCGGCAGGGAAAUCAUGGGGCACGAUUCUCGCCAACAAGAGCGGGCAGGGCGCGCAGAGCUUAACCUCUGAAUAUGAGAUCAUGCGCGGGGAUCUCGUGCGGAUUCUCUACGAUGCAACGAAGGACCACGCGGGCGUGGAGUAUCUCUUUGGAAAGAGCGUUGAGCGCUUCCAGCAAAAUGAUCAGAAGGUGACAGUUUAUUUCUCGGACGGCGCCGUGGAUGACUAUGACCUCCUCGUCGGGGCGGAUGGACAGGGCUCGCGCGUUCGCAAGGCCAUCCUCCCGCCUAACGCACCGGAGCCAUAUCGCCGUAUCGGGGCGUGUGCGGCGUACUGGAAGAUCCCGCGCAGGGAAACGGAUGAUAAGAUGGCGAGCGUAUAUGCCGCGACGGAGGGACGAGCUAUUUUCAGGCGGUGCAAUAGUGGCUCGACGCAGGUGCUUGUGUCCAAGCGGGACGAUGCCAAUGAGCUUGGCAGUCUGCCGCGCGCGCCGGUUGAGCAGCAGAAGGAAGUGUGGGAGAGAAUUCUUCGCGGUGCUGGAUGGGAGACGGAGCGGUUUGUGGAGGGGAUGAAGUCUGCGGAUGAUUUCUACUGCCAGGAGCUGGUUCAGGUGAAAACGGAGACUUGGCAUAAGGGACGAGUGGUUCUUCUGGGCGAUGCGGGUUAUUGUCCGUCUCCGUUGACGGGGAUGGGGACCACGGCUAGCUUUGUUGGGGCGUAUGUCCUCGCAGGAGAGAUUACGCGACAUCCUGGGGAUCUGGGCGGUGCGCUGGCAAGCUAUGAUGCCGUACUCAGGCCGUUUGUCAAUGAGAUGCAGACGCUUUAUCAGGGAUUGGUGCAUAUUGCCAUGCCCAUGUCGCAGUGGGCGAUUCGCAUACGAUGCUACUUUACGUGGAUGAUUUGUUGCCUGAAGAUUCCAGACAUUAUCUCCAAGUUUUCUGCGGCGGAUCGGGGUGGUUGGAAACUGCCCGAGUACUCGGAGCUGAGGGGCAUUGAGAAACACUGA
Penicillium riverlandense is the source of this 1242-nucleotide messenger RNA. RefSeq lists its product as uncharacterized. The transcript has a single exon. Lineage: Eukaryota; Fungi; Ascomycota; Eurotiomycetes; Eurotiales; Aspergillaceae. The record is from RefSeq and is a predicted model, not a curated record. Gene Ontology annotation, molecular function: FAD binding. The coding region runs from base 1 to 1242 and encodes 413 amino acids.